AUGAAGUUACGACUCCAGCAGGUCCAACAGGCUCAACAGGAAGAGAACUGGUCCAAGGGUAACCUGGAAGGAGAAGGAGAUAGCCACAGGAGGGGUACCCCUCAGAAGCCAACUACUCCGGACGAGCAGAAUUCAGAUCUCCUUCGAGAGAUGAGGAAAGAGAUGGACAAACUAAGGAGCGCCAUUAAGGAGAAGACGAAUCGAAUGGUAAGGGCGACAGAUUCACCUUUCACCUCGGCGGUAAUUGAAUGCCUUGUACCGUCAAAGUUUUGCUUACCUCAACUUGAGCCGUUCGACGGACUCAGAGACACUCAAAAUCAUCUUAAUACCUUCAAGAUGACUCUAGGACUUCAACAACCAUUCGACGAGAUACUAUGUCGCUCCUUUCCCACCACUCUCAAAGGAGCUGCAAGAGAAUGGUUCACGAAGUUUCCAACCUCGUACGUAGACAACUUCGAGCAAUUAAGUAAUGCCUUCUUGCGCCAUUUCAUAGAGGGGCAACGUCCAAGGAGGCCGGCAGACUACUUACUCACCAUUAGACAGGGAGAAAAGGAAACUCUAAGGUCAUAUGUCAAACGCUUCACCUGGGAGACUCUGGAGGUGGACAAAGCCGACGACAAAGUGCAACUGACGACAUUCAAAGCGGGACUGAGGUCCAGAGAUCUCGUGGCCUCCCUCACAAAGAAUCCACCAAAGACGAUGGCAGAAAUGCUCUUGAAAGCACAGAAGUACAUGAACACUGAAGAUGCUUUAGCAGCUAUAAAGGAUGCAGAGAAGCUAAGAGACAAGAUCAAGGACGAGCAUUACCUCAAAUGGCCCAGACCAUUGCACUCAUCCCCCAAUGUCUGCGACAAGAACAAGUACUGCCGGUUCUACAAAGAUCACAGCCACAACACAGAAGACUGCAGAGACCUAAAGGAGCAGAUAGAGGAGUUGAUACGUAAAGGAAAGUUACAGAAAUAUGUGAAGAAGAGAGAAUAUAGUAAAUUCAGGGAUGAUAAUAAAGGCCAACAUGAAUCCUUUUCCCGGGAUGGCAACCGUCCAUCCCAACCUCCGCACAAAGUGAUCGGGGAGAUAAAGACGAUUACAGGAGGGCCAUUUUCGAGAGGAUCAUUUAAAUCACUCAAGAAGGCAUACCAAAGGCAGGUAAAUAGUGUCCACACCGUACCUCCGUCUAAGCACAGACGAACAUACCAGGACAUGUCCUUCAAUGAAGGAAACGCCAUGGGAGUGAAACAGCCCCACAACGAUCCUUUGGUCAUAAUGUUGAAUAUAGAAGGGUUCAAUACCAAGAGGAUCCUCGUCGACAAUGGCAGCUCCACAGACAUCAUCUACCUCCCAGCCUUCCAGCAGUUGAGACUAGAUCUGAGGAGACUGCGCCCUUUUGACUCUCCACUCGUCAGCUUCAGCGAAGACAAGGCAUACCCCAAGGGCAUAGUGACAUUGAUAGUGAUGGCGGGGGCCUACCCGGUGCAGUUGACCCGUCAGAUAGACUUCUUAGUGGUGAACUGCCCCUUAUCCUACAAUGUCAUCAUUGGGAGGCCCACGCUCAACAAGUGGAAAGCGACGACAUCAACCUACUGUUUGAAGGUAAAAUUCCCAACAGAUAAUGGCGUCGGUGAAGUGAAAGGAGAUCAAGUCCUGGCAAGAGAAUGCUAUCAAGCCAUCCUGGCUGCGAAGGAGAACUACACGUAG
Molecule: messenger RNA, 1695 nt
Organism: Quercus lobata
Lineage: Eukaryota; Viridiplantae; Streptophyta; Magnoliopsida; Fagales; Fagaceae
Exons: 2
Coding region: 1-1695 (564 amino acids)
Source: RefSeq, a predicted model, not a curated record